Messenger RNA from Papilio machaon (common yellow swallowtail), 773 nucleotides. RefSeq names its product 60S ribosomal protein L15 (gene RpL15). The record is from RefSeq and is a predicted model, not a curated record. The transcript is spliced from 5 exons. Gene Ontology annotation, cellular component: ribosome; cytosolic large ribosomal subunit. Gene Ontology annotation, biological process: cytoplasmic translation. The coding region runs from base 122 to 736 and encodes 204 amino acids. Lineage: Eukaryota; Metazoa; Arthropoda; Insecta; Lepidoptera; Papilionidae. Gene Ontology annotation, molecular function: RNA binding; structural constituent of ribosome.
UUGGAAAAAAAUUAGACAUUCGUUUACAUACUCUUUGUUCGAUUAGUUUUCUUUUACUCCAUUUUACUCUUUUCCGGUUUACCUGUGGAGUGCGCGUGACGUCUGCCACAGGCUUCCCAAGAUGGGUGCGUACAGAUAUAUUCAGGAGCUGUACCGAAAAAAAUUGAGCGAUGUUAUGCAUUUUCUAUUGCGUGUAAGAGUAUGGCAGUACCGCCAAUUGACUCGUAUGCAUCGUGCUCCUAGGCCUACAAGGCCCGACAAAGCUAGAAGACUUGGUUAUCGUGCCAAGCAAGGUUACGUGAUCUUCAGAAUCCGCGUGCGCCGUGGUGGCCGUAAACGCCCAGUUGCCAAGGGUGCGACCUACGGCAAACCCAAGAGCCACGGUGUUAACCAACUGAAGCCCACUCGCAACUUGCAAUCUAUUGCCGAGGAGCGUGUUGGCCGCCGCUGUGGAGGUUUGAGAGUGUUGAACUCCUACUGGGUUGCACAAGAUUCCUCAUACAAAUACUAUGAAGUCAUCCUUGUUGAUCCAUCACACAAGGCUAUCAGACGCGAUCCCAAGAUCAACUGGAUAGUGAAUGCGGUGCACAAGCAUCGUGAGAUGCGUGGUCUCACAUCCGCAGGCAGAAGCUCUCGUGGCCUGGGCAAGGGCCACAGAUUCUCUCAGACUAAGGGAGGUUCCCGCAAAGCGACCUGGAUCCGCAGAAACACAUUACAGCUGCACCGCAAGCGAUAAAUUUACUAUUAACCAUUUCUGGCUUGAUAUUUGUUUU